UUGAUUACUCCAGCGCCACUCGAGUGACUGGAGAUCUGGGAACGAUACAGACUAGGAGCAUGCGCAUUCACUUGUUUCACACAGCAAACAGGCGGCCAUUUUUACAGCUCUAUUCAAGAAAAUUCUCGUAUCGUUUUCACAUUUCUUCUAAGAUGACGGAACACGGCCUCCUCCUCAUGAUAUUAUAUCUGUUACACGCAGUGAACUCUGCACAAGGUCAUGGUUCAGCAAGCUCUGCAGAAGGUCAUGGUAAGGAGUUUGACGUGGGUGGCGUGUUUUGCAAAGCUCUUGAGGAAUCGGGAAAAAUAAUGUGUGCUCGACCACCUGAAGGAAAGAAACGGGAUUUCUCCGACGAAAACAACUACCGAGUUAUUAUUGAGUUUGACAGUUUGCAGGAACGGAGCAAAAGUGGAAUCUCUGUGGGAAAAGUCGGUCGCAAAGGGCAUAUGUUUGACCAGUUUUCUGAGCAAGAGUUCAAUUUCACCGACCCGUCAGCUGGAACUUACCAAGGGCUUGUUGUGAAGAACUUCAACUUCAGCUCUUCUCUACCCGGACCCAACGCGUCUCUGACCGUGAUGGCUUACAUGUUUAAGGAGUCUGGAAACAUCACCUUUGGAAACGAGACCACGGAGAUGAGGAAAGGCAUGCUCAAGUUUAAUAUUCAGAUAGAAAAUUGGAAGUUUUGCACCAACAAUUCGCUCGAGGACUGUAACAGUGGCGAUGAAGGAGAGUUUAUAGAUGUCAGUUUAGUCAUCGAAAGCAAGGGAAAACCCAAGCCUUUCACUAAAGAAGAAGUAGAAAAAGGAAGGGUGAAGAUGGGGAAGAACCGCGGUCCCAGAUGCUUCAAACCAAAACAAUACAACAAAUGUCCCAAAGAGUUUGAUAUCGGUGGAGGAUCAGAAAUGGUACUCAGCUCGCAGGUUAUGGUUGACAACGUGAUACAGGAGAUGCCUGGGAAUGGCGACUACCCCAAGUUCAUGGAACAACAACACAAGCAAAAGUUCAUUUUCCGAUUUCCAAGGGCCAUGAACAGGAUUCUGUACGAUCCAGGACUUGAGGUGGGAGAAGAAAAUUCUAGCACAGUGCACAUCAGGGCAGCACAAAGUAUUACUUUCCUGAUGGUCAUUAACUGUUUCGCUUUCUUUUCCUCGUUUUGAUGACACUGAACGCUUUAAACGUCGUUCAAUUUUUGCAGAGUUUCGUUCUCUCGUUGCGUUGCCAGUGAAAAUUCAUAUUUACCUUUCAAGGUGUAGUUUUUGUAUAUGUUUCUUAUGACAUGGUGACUGAAGGUCAAAUUACUUGAAUUGACUGCCCAUUUUCCCCUUUACUCCCUAAAAAUUAUACAUAAACCGCCAGCCGUUAUCUUAUUAGAUGUUUAAGUGAGUGGUGUUGCUGUGGGAGUCUUGCUGUAUUGAUCACAAUAAAAUUGUGCUAAGAUGCUACACUAAACUAUCCUGAAAAUUUAUUAUCCAACGUUUACCUUUCCCAAAACCAGACUGUCUUUUACGUUCCGUGCGGACAGUACGAAAGAACAGGGCUACCGUUACUAGGUUGUUUGACCCGCAUUCCCACAGUAAAAAUAUUGUAAUAAAUUCGUGCUCGUUGCACGCGUCGUUCGCUUUUCAUACCACUAAGGUGCGCAGGGGGCUAUCCCGUCGAGCUCGAGCCCUUAAUGUUGUGGCCAUUGUCAUCUAUCUUCGGCAAAACUGGCUUUACCCUCACGGUGCUUCUCUUCAGCUGUACUAAAAAUCACUCGGGGGCAUGGAGAGAGGAAAUAUGUCCCAUAUCCCCCUGCGGCAAUUAAGAACCGAAUCCUUCUCUUUCUGGUUCCACAGUGAAGUUUAUGUUCAGUUGAAACUCGGAUUAAACGAAUCAUUUUACCCGAGUACAAAUUCAGACACUCUUACAAGUAGUUAGUGCUCGUUACAGUGGGUAGAAUUUCAGUGACAUCCAUAUUCCGUAUCAGCCUCACCGGCU
Molecule: messenger RNA, 1977 nt
Organism: Orbicella faveolata
Lineage: Eukaryota; Metazoa; Cnidaria; Anthozoa; Scleractinia; Merulinidae
Product: skeletal aspartic acid-rich protein 1-like
Source: RefSeq, a predicted model, not a curated record